Musca domestica (house fly) is the source of this 2455-nucleotide messenger RNA. It is a transcript of the gene Pect, whose product is annotated as ethanolamine-phosphate cytidylyltransferase. Gene Ontology annotation, molecular function: ethanolamine-phosphate cytidylyltransferase activity. Bases 358 to 1578 code for a protein of 406 amino acids. The record is from RefSeq and is a predicted model, not a curated record. The transcript has 7 exons. Gene Ontology annotation, biological process: phosphatidylethanolamine biosynthetic process. Lineage: Eukaryota; Metazoa; Arthropoda; Insecta; Diptera; Muscidae. Gene Ontology annotation, cellular component: cytoplasm.
UUAACCACUCAGCUACACGUUCAGUCUCAAAACGACGUCAGUCAGUAAUAUUUUAGUUGUUAAACGGAGAAACAAGCGCGUUAUUGUGUGGGUCGCUCUUCGUUCAACAUUUGUUGUGAUUUAGUUUUUCUGUCUUUUGAAUUAUUACUUUAUUACCUACCGUUGUCGACGUUUCGUUUUGAGGAUUGUUGUUUGAAAAAAGGCAACAACAAGAAAAUAAAAGUAGAAACAACUCAACAAUCCAUAGAGAAGCUAUCAAGUGAAAUUUUUUCUACUUACCUUUCAAAAAUAAGUGAAAAAAUUUAAUAUAAUAUUUAGAAAAUUCAACAACCAAUCGAAAAGGGAAAGAAGAAAAAAAUGAGUGAUACAAAAAUGAAUAACGGUAAUACAGAGGCGGUGGUCAAUGGCCAGAAGGAACCUAACAAGGAAAUUCGUGUAUGGUGUGAUGGAUGCUAUGACAUGGUCCAUUUCGGUCAUGCCAACUCAUUGCGACAAGCCAAAGCCCUUGGUGAUAAAGUCAUUGUUGGCAUACACACCGAUGAGGAGAUAACCAAACACAAGGGACCACCCGUAUUUACCGAAGAGGAACGUGUCAAAAUGGUAAAAGGCAUCAAAUGGGUGGAUGAAGUCGUCUUAGGGGCACCCUAUGUAACAACAUUGGAGGUUUUGGAUGAACACAAUUGUGACUUUUGUGUGCAUGGAGAUGAUAUUACAAUGACCGCAGAGGGUGUUGACACAUAUCACUUGGUAAAGAAGGCCAAUAGAUAUAAGGAAGUUAAACGUACAGCAGGCGUCUCAACAACAGAUUUAGUCGGUCGCAUGUUGUUAUUAACCAAAAAUCAUUUCCAUCAGGGUUCAGCCGAAUAUGCCAUCGAAAAAGAAGAUAAAGUUUUAUUUGACAAUGUCAUGAAUAAAACAAUAUCAAAAUGCAAAUUAUUAUUGUCAGGUUCAUCGAAUAUGGGUCAAGAUUCAUCUGCCAAAUCACCAUGGACCGGUUGCAGUCAGUUCCUGCCCACCACACAAAAGAUCAUACAGUUCAGUGAUGGCAAAGCCCCCAAACCAGGCGAUAAAAUUGUCUAUGUUGCCGGUGCCUUCGAUCUAUUCCAUGUUGGCCACUUGGACUUUUUGGAAAAGGCCAAGGAAUUAGGCGAUUAUUUAAUUGUCGGUCUCCACACAGAUCCGGUUGUGAAUUCCUACAAGGGUAGCAAUUAUCCCAUUAUGAAUCUACAUGAACGUGUAUUGAGCGUUUUAGCCUGCAAGUAUGUCAAUGAAGUGGUUAUUGGCGCUCCCUACUGUGUGACCGAAGAUCUCUUGGAUCAUUUCAAAGUGGAUGUUGUGUGUCAUGGUCAGACACCCAUUGCCUUAGAGGAUGGCAAAAUUGAUCCUUAUGCCAUACCAAAGACACGAGGCAUUUUCUGCCUUAUUGAUUCGUCGAACACAAUGACCACAGAACGUAUUGUGGAGCGUAUCAUUUCACAUCGCCUCGAAUAUGAGAGACGCAACAAAGCCAAAGAGAAGAAGGAGGUUGAGGCCUUUGAGGCGCUGCAACGUGCCAAGCUGACACAAAAGGCUGGCUAAUAAUCUAGAUAGCCAAGCUAUAGCUACGUAGGAUAUGAGGACAAUGAAGCCAUACAGAAAAUCUCUUAAUUUUUUUUUAAAUUACACAUUUUGAAAUCGAAAUGCCACACCUGCCGCCUGCGCCCAACAAGGAGAAACCAAAAAACUUCUCGAUAUAAACUAGAAGGAGUUUCAACAACCAACAGACAUGGCUCCAUUUUCUUCAGCAACAUCCAACAUUUGUUUGAAAAGAGAAUUUCAUGUAAUUUUAUAGUUAUUUUUUAAGUUUAUUUUUUAAUUAUUGGUUUUUAAAUUUAGAAUUGGUUUUCUUUUUUUUUUAUUUUUGUUAAUUCAUAUUUGUUUAGAUUUGCAAUAGCAGCGAUAUUCAUUCUCCAUAUUAAUAGCUGUAACAACAAAAAAUUGCCUUAUGUUUGUUAGAAUAUUAUCGCAUGCGAUAAAUUUUUAUUUUCUAAUCCAACAUGCGAUAUUUUUAAUUUUAAUAUUACAUGAGAUAUUUUUAUUUAUUUUGUUUUUUUCCAAAUUAUCUAUUUUGUGUAGUUGUUUUUUUUUUCAAAAUUUUCAUUUUGUUAAUCACUCUUUGUUUAUAAAGAGUUUAGAAGACAUAGAAAUACAAACUCCUGUCAACAAACAGAAAUUAGACACAUUUUUGUGUCUCCACCCCCCUAAUAAAUAUAUGAUAUAAUGAAAUAUAUAUUUUUAGUUAGAAAUUUUAUAUAUGUAUAAGCUCUUGUAUAAGAUAUCUUAUUCUAACUAAAUCGUAUGUAGCUACUGUUUGUUAUGUAUUUUUCAAAAGAUAAAACAAAACAGAAAUUUUUACAAAAUUAAUCAAAAUUAUAUUGAUAACGAAAUACAUUUCUAGAGGAGGAAAUUAAUUAAU